ACACUGCUGCCUGCCUGCCUGCCUGCCUGUGUGCGUGUGUGUCAGCACACCCAGAGCAGGGAGCGACCGGGCCAUGACUGGCAGCCUCGCGGUCACAUAGCAGUUUUACACUCGGAACAUUCACGCUUCCUGCUGGACCGGCACGUGUUUUCGCCUGCUGGGAAAGGCCUCACAGAAAGCACAACAACCUCAGUCAGUACGUGGAAAAGCUGAAACAUGGCACAAAUCCAGAGGAUGCAGAAGAAGACCAGCACCAUGUCCCUGACCAUCUCCUCCUCCACUUCCUCUUCCUCUGCAUCUUCCUCUCGAGAGCUCUCCUCCAGCUCCUCCUCUUCCUCCACCCUCCUCACCCAGAGACACUCCAGCCUCGUGCAGCCUAUGUGUGUCAACCCUCAGAGGAUUCAGAGUCCCAUUUACAAUCAACAAUAUUCAGGAAGCGGAGUGGCUCCUACUUUUGUUAAGUGUCUCCAUGAUGUGUCCACAGCAAAGGGACAGUUAGUGGUGUUAGAGUGCAGACUGAGGGGGACGCCACCCCUCCAGGUCAUGUGGUACAGAGAGGAUGAGCAAAUACUGGACUCAGACGACUUUCGAAUACUACGCAAGAAGGCCAGUUCAACUUUAGUUCCAGAAGAGCUGUGUACACUGGUGAUCACUGAAGCGUUUCCAGAGGACUCAGGCUUGUUUAAAUGUGUUGCCCACAACCCUUUUGGCUCCGUGUCCUGCUCAGCCAUCCUGGAGGUUUACAGUGGCCUGGAGGAGCAGCAGGAGGCACUUUCCAUCAGGCAGCAAGCACAGUCGGAGUUACGGCAGGAAAUGACUUCUUCUGGAAACAGCAGUGAGUUUUCAUCUGUGCUGCCUGACUCUACAAACCUCUCACCUCCUGAGUGGCCUGACAGCCCCGGAGAGGACAACGUCCCUGCUGUGGAAGAUUUUCCAGAGCCUCAGCCAGCCAGCCACUCCUUUGCAGAGCUGUUUGAUCGGGGUGAUUCCUGCUCAGGGAGCCAAAGGUCAGAGGUCACUGUUCAAGCCAGUACACCCAGCCCUCCUCCACCACCGUCACCUCCACCACCGUUACACGACGAGGAGAAAGACCCAACACCCAAGCUGUUUACACCAAGCAAGCUCAGUUUCAGUUCCUCCCAGUCAGGAGGCAACAGUAUGAACCUGUCGGACCUGCCUACCUUCACCCCCAGUGCCUUUCCGCCCAGCGCCUUUAACUAUGAGCGACCCAGGCAUUUUAUACAGUCACAGCCAGCCUUCCAGGCACCCAGCUAUGAAAGCGUGCUGAGGGAUGCCCAGGAGAACCAGAGCAACUCCCAACAGAAGCUUGGCACUUUCCAGAAUAGUCCAGGUGCUACCGAGCCUCAGAGUCCAACUAAAAUCAAGUCCACACAAAUGCAGUCAUUUUCUCAAACUCGCUCAGUGUCCAGGUCCUUGUCCCAGACCCAGUCGCAGUUUCAGUCUCUAAGCCUGAAUCAAAACCAGACCCAGUCCGUCACCCAGACACAGAUCCAGACCCAGGCCAACGGCACCUGCAAGUCCUCCCCGUCCUCCUCUAGCCUCAGCUCUCCCAUCUCCACCCCAGCCUCCACCGCUGUGCCUACUCUUUCCUCCACUUCCCAUGUGCUCAGUCCCUCAGCCACUACCUCCUCUUCCUCACCUUUGCUGGCCUCCUCUUCCUCUUCUUCAUCUUCCGUCCCCCGCACCAAACUGCGUUCCAGCAUCACCCUCACCCCCAGUGUACCUAGUGCCACCGGCCUCGGCAGCGCCACCCUGCCAGCCAACCAGGACAGCAUGUCCGCCCCUGCUGCUUAUCUCUGCUCCGUGCUGCCCUCCCCGUCUUCCCUCUCCCCUUUCCCCACUUCCAAACUCUCUCCCAACUCCACUCUCCUCCAGCCCUCCACCUCUCCUUCUCGCUCCCCACUAGCCCCUUCUAGCCCGCUCCCAUCCACCAGAGCUCCCUCCUCUCCUUCCUCCCUUCCUCAGCAGACUUUGCCAGUGUCCCCUUCUCUUCCUCAUUCCCCUCUUUCUCCAAACUCUUCCUCUCCCCUACAACCCAACACACCGAACACUCAGAACAGAGUCCAGCCUUCUGUGGUCUCUCUGCCCGCCAGCUACAAGGGAACACCCAAUACCCUUCCCAAACCUAUCCUGAAAAAGUCCGUAGCUCCUCGGCCUUCUUCCUCCCGCUCCACAGAUGAUGACAUUCAGGGCUCCAAAGACGCCCUCAUUCAGGAUCUGGAGAAAAAGUUACGUUCAAAGGAAGCUAGGAGGAGAAACAGCCAGAAACUGUCCUAUGAAGAGCAUAUGGCUCGGAGGCUGCUGGGUCCAGACAACGCCAACCACAUGUUUGACCAAGACAAUCUCUCAGACUCGCAGCUCGACCAGCCAGAUUCACCAGAGGGAAGACAAACAGGUGGACUCUGGGGGAGGCACCACUCAGGGACAGACGAGAGGGGAAACGAGGGGUCGGCUAUCCAGGAGAAGUGCUACGCCCCUCGCUUCCUGCAGAUCCCCUCAGACCUCACUGUAGAGGAGGGCCGCUUCUGUAGGAUUGAUUUCAAGGUGGGAGGACUUCCUGCGCCAGACAUCUGCUGGUACUUGGAUGGAAAAGCCAUCCGCCCAGAUGACUAUCAUAAGAUGCUGGUUUGUGAGAAGGGGAUGCACUCAUUCAUCAUAGAGAUCGUCACCGUCCACCAUGCUGGCGUGUACGAAUGUGUGGCCAGGAACAGAGCUGGGGAAAGCAGGUUCACCAUGAGGCUGGACGUCCUAGCUCAGGAAGUUCUCCGUCCUCCCACCUUUGUCCACAAGAUGUUGAACACCAGAGCUCUGGAAGGCGACACAGUUAGAUUAGAGUGCAAAGUGGACGCGUCGCCUCCCCCACAGCUCUUCUGGAAGAAGGACAAAGAUAUGCUGCGCAUUGACCCCAACAGAAUGAGCCUGUAUGAGGACGGAUCAGGCCGACAGUGCUUGUUGAUAGAGAGGGUGAUGAAGUCUGACGCCGGCUGGUACACUCUUUCUGCCAUUAAUGAAGCUGGCAUGUCUACGUGCAAUGCCAGGCUGGAUGUAGGCACUCGCUCAACACCAGCCAUGAAGACAGCGCCCCCUGGCUCGAAAACAUUGAAGCUGCUUUCCUCUCUGAGCCAUGUGCCAGCUCUGACUGUGGAGAGCCCCGCUCAGCACACGGCCCCCCUGUAUGAGAGCGAAGAGCUGUAGGACCCCCAGCUCCAGUACGUGAUUCAUUCUACCUGUCUGAACUGUAAAACUGGGCCAGAGCGUGUCUCAGCUGUAGCGGCGGAGGUUCAGGCUGUACAGGCUGUGAGUGCGUAGGACAAACAAUUAGCCUCACAGCAGAUGAGUCCCAUUACUUUGGAGGCCAGGUCUAAAUCAGGUAGAAUUUAGCCACAUUUUCAAGACAGUCAGUAGAAUUUUUUUUUAUUUCUUCAUCUUUUACUGGACAUCUUUCACAGGUGGAUAAUCUGAAUUGGCUAUUUAAAGAUUUAAUAUUAACAUUUAAGAACAUGGGAAUAAUUUUCCAUGGCCCUGAUUUGCAUCAACUGUCUGUAAUGUCCCUCUGCUGUUGCUUGUUAUCUUUUUCGUUGUCUGCCUCUUUGUUGUUAGGGCUUUUACGUAUUACGCGCUUAUUAUACUCUGUACUCUGCCUGUUCAGUCUGCUCUCACCAAAACGGUCUAGGUCAUAGACAUAUUAAUAGCCUUGGGUAUGUAUGACAGUCAGCCCUGCUGCCAGUUUUAUCCCAGUGCGUUACCACAACAUAUUCUCUGUGAUCUGGAACCAUUUCACAGAAUGAAUCAGAACCCAAGAUAAUUUAUCUCCUACUUACGUUCGAGUCUGUUGUGGUAUUUGGUGGGUAAGCACCUCUGCAAUAACUGUUGGUUUGACGCACUGUUUCUAUGGCCUGGAUUUACUACACUACCCACAAUCCAACACUAUUAACAUAGCUGCACUUUAAUCUGACACUGUUUGUGUCUUACCAGCACCCGCCCUCCUUUCAUCCAUCUUUUUGUUUGUGACACGCUCCUCUCAGUGUUGCAGCAGCUGCUUUUUUAAACGUUUAUUAACUGAAAUACAAUUAUUUAGAUUUUUAACUCCUCAUUUACCUGCUCAGAUUCUCUGCUGUGGUUCAGCCGUAUGUGUUUUUAAAGUUGCUAUCUGAAAUACAGUGUACAUGAAAAACUAUUUAUUUGAACUGAUGUUAUUGUUACCGAUGCUGGAACUUUGCUGCCCAUCUGUUUGCCUGUACAACACCCCACCCAGCGAUACAGUAUGCAUUAAUAACACGUUUGACAAACAGGCUUUUCUUCACCUCAACAUAUAACUAAAUUGAGACUAAGGAAUAAAUGUUUACAUUAUAACAUCUGCAGAGCAGAUGAGUGAUUUUACUGCAUGUUUCAUUAAUAUUCGGUAAAACACUAGGUGUGUAUGUAAGCCUGUGCCCAGAUUUGCCAAAUGCACCGAUUUUAACUGGGGCAUGGUAUUAAUAGCAUACCUGGAACUUUUUGUUGUUGGUACUGUAUCCAGGAGCUAAUAUUACUAAAGGAACUGCAUGAACACUGAAAUCUAGUAUUGAACCAUAUGUGGCCACAGCCAAAUGGCAGAAAACUUCAUGAUCAGUAAAACCUACAAUCUGCAUAUUUUUUCUUUCAAAUCCAUGGAUGCACAUCUGUAGUUUGCAGAAAUAUGUGAACCAUCCUUUAUUCAGAUCUAAUGGGUUUAGAGUCAUCAUGUCUCGUAUUAUUAAACUUAGAUCAAAUAAGGUCAAACAUUUUAACCAGAAUAAUUAAGCUUUUAAGUGCAGGUAGGUGUGUGUUCUCACCAAGUACUGUUUGUUGUGUAAAGUUCAACAUGUUACAUAAAUGAGGAAUAAAGUUAAUGUGACCUUG
Molecule: messenger RNA, 4902 nt
Organism: Betta splendens (Siamese fighting fish)
Lineage: Eukaryota; Metazoa; Chordata; Actinopteri; Anabantiformes; Osphronemidae
Gene: myot
Product: myotilin
Exons: 18
Coding region: 217-3216 (999 amino acids)
Biological process (GO): dendrite self-avoidance; axon guidance; homophilic cell-cell adhesion
Cellular component (GO): axon; plasma membrane
Molecular function (GO): cell-cell adhesion mediator activity
Source: RefSeq, a predicted model, not a curated record